This is a messenger RNA of Rangifer tarandus platyrhynchus (Svalbard reindeer), 1830 nucleotides long. NCBI's taxonomy places the organism in Eukaryota, Metazoa, Chordata, Mammalia, Artiodactyla, Cervidae. The record is from the annotation of a GenBank genome assembly.
AUGGACUUGGAGGUUAAAGGAGUUGCUGCUUCUCCUACAACUCAAACUCAGCCAUUCUCUGGAAGAAGGAAGCCACUACAACAAAGAUGGACCUCCAAAUCACGUGCUAUGGAGGAUCCUUGCCUACCUGUGGUCCCACAACUUGAUCUGGGAAGCCUUGUUGACUCUGACGAUGAGGAUGAUUUACCAUAUAGGCCACUUAGUACAGCACAUAUUCAUUUUAACCCAACAAAUUCCUCUUUUGCUUUUGCUUGGGUAACACCAUGUCACACACCGUACACCAGCAUCACCUAUAUGACCUGGUUCCAUACUUUUUCUUUUUACUUCUUGGAGCAGGACAUAAUACCUGAAAAUUUGCUAGCACCAACAGACAAAUAUAAAGUAAAACAUCAGCAAUACAAAAUUGAAAUGAAAGGGGGAUACAAACAACACAGUCAGAGAAAUGCAGAAAAGGCAAAGUCAAGUAUCACACAUCAACAGACUCCAAGAAACAAGACAGAUGACAAGUGUGUACAAGGUGCAGAAGCCAUCACAGAUGAUCUGACAACUUUGGACAGGAAAGCCCUCCUACAGCUGGGUUAUGCAGACAACCCUCACAUCCUCCAACGGAGUACAGGAAAAUCUGAUGCUGAAUUUGUGGCUGCAGAGAGGAAGAAACAGAUGGUUGCAGAGCAAGUGAUGAUAGACCACUUAUCCAGGGCUGUAAUCAGUGAUCCAGAGCAAAAUUUAACCUCUGAGAAGCAAGAAAUUGCUCAUAUCCUUCCAGAUUCAAAGCUGGCACCUAUUCGAUUUAGGAAAAGAACACUACAUGAAACGAAGGUAAGGACCCAGUCUACAUUAACUGAAAAUAUCCUUUCUCAUAAAGUGCAGUUUGAUGGUAGGAUCAUAUCAAGAAAUGGACGUGAUGCUUGCAGAGAGCUGGUCGGAUUCUUUUUCACUCAUGACCAGUCCCUUACAAUUUAUGAGUAUCGGCAAUUUGGGAAAAACAGAACAAAUGUGCUUCCUUUUAUUCAAAAAAACAUUUAUUGUCAUCAGCGUGGACGAAGAAAAGGAAAGCAGUACCGACUUGGUGAUCUUUAUAUUGGUGCAAACUUGACAUUUUUGAGCUCUGAUCAUCCCAGACUUCCAGAAAGUGUAAAAGAAAACACAGUGCUUACACUUCGAAUCACAGAUAUUGACUGGAGAGCUUUGGAUUCUCUCAAAACUGAUUCUGUGGAACAUGAUGAUGUAACCAAUGAAGAAGCUAAUGAUAGGAUGAUUUUCAAGGCAAUUCAAGACAUGCUGAAAGAACAACUACAUAAAAGAGGUGUUCGUAUUUUGACUGGAUUGGGAAAAUACCUUCAACAACUGGACAAAGAAGGAAAUGGACUUUUAGAUAAGGCAGAUUUUAAGCAAGCUCUAAAAUUAUUUUGCUUAGAAGUGUCUGAAAAUGAUUUUGAGUCUUUGUGGCUAACUCUAAAUAGCAGUGGCAUUGGCAACGGCAGGGCUGAUUACGGAGAAUUCAAACGUGCCAUAAUCGGUGAAAUGAAUGAAUAUAGGAAGUCAUUUGUUCGAAAGGCCUUUAUGAAAUUGGAUUUUAACAAAACAGGCAGUGUGUCCAUUAUAGACAUAAGAAAAUGUUAUUGUGCAAAGAAGCAUCCUCAAGUAAUUUCAGGACACUUCACAGAGGAAGAAAUCAAAUCAUCUUUUCUAGAGACAUUAAAAGACGCCUGCAACAAGUCUGAUGAGGUGUCAUAUGGUGAAUUUGAAGAUUACUAUGAAGGUCUAAGUAUAGGGAUAGUAGAUGAUGAAGAUUUUGUUAAUAUCAUACGUACUCCAUGGGGGAUUUAG